This is a messenger RNA of Ostrinia nubilalis (European corn borer), 1894 nucleotides long. RefSeq lists its product as uncharacterized. The transcript has 14 exons. NCBI's taxonomy places the organism in Eukaryota, Metazoa, Arthropoda, Insecta, Lepidoptera, Crambidae. Bases 81 to 1583 code for a protein of 500 amino acids. The record is from RefSeq and is a predicted model, not a curated record.
CGCGGCAUUCUGGUCUCGAAGUCGGACUGUAUCGCGGCAACUCAGCAAACUUCAGCGCGGGAAACCAACCACCGAACAAAAUGGCGUGGCUGUAUGCUUACAAGAUGGCGGUGCUCGCGUUGAGCUUAUCUCAAGUGCUGGCUGCACCCACUCCUCAGCAUGCAGGUGUCGAUGGCAGACUGGAUGGAAAGUCGGACGUACCGGUGGAGCAGUUAGAAAAACUCAAAUUGGCGGAAUCCAAGGAAGGGAGCGACUUGAAAAGCGAGCACGUCGAGUAUCACAGACUGGAUUCAGUGAAAGAAAACGGUGAACUCGUUUCCCGCCUCGAAGAGCACGCGUCAGCAGACGCGGUUGGCGACGAGAAGCCUCGCGUCCACGCUUCUUCACAGCUGGACGUGCCUUCUGAGGGCAUCCAUCGGGUGCUGGUCCAAGAUGGCGCACAUGUUAGCGUGCAGGACGGGGUUGCGGUCACCACUGCGCCUAGUGAGGAGAUAACUACCAAGGUGUUCCACGGAGCCGCCCGCCUCGUGCAACCGGGUUCAGCUACCACCAACCCUCAGAACGGACAUACGGCAGCUAGACGAGCCUUCAACGCGGACAUCACUAAGGAGAUUAAGAACAACAUGGAUCAUUACUCAGCGUAUGCUGGUGUCCAGUACUCUCCACUGGACAUGGCAGAAUACGUCUUCUGGACCGGAGACGAGAAGGGAGUCACCACUGCGAUUGAGGAGUUCCUUCAGGAGGGAUUGAUGUCCAAAGAAGAAGCGAUCGCAUUUCUGCAAGAAAUAAAGUUCAAUAUCGACUAUCUUCGGGCACAUUACUCCCAGAAUCUGAAGGCGGCUGAAGAAAGCGCUCAGCAGGAGAAGCUUCGAGCCAUGCUGAUGGAGCAGGCUAGUGCUAAGGAGUAUCAAUACCGCAACCCGGUGGCCCUCCAGUCGUUCCCGUUCGGGAACAGCCCCGACAUCAUCAGGUCCAUCGCCAGCAAGAACUGGGAGCUCAGCAACAACCUGUCUCCCAUCCCAGUGCUGCCAGUCACAUCGGACUUGAGGCCUGAGGCCGUGAAGCGAUACGACCCGAUGCUGCAGACUAACAUUAUCAGCACAUCAGAUUACGACCGAGACGGCCCGAUCAUCAGCGAGGAGGAGUACGAGGAGAUGAUGGACAAGCUGAAGGCGGCCGACACUCUCUACACCGAGUACACUCUGGAGGAAAUCAUCUACCAGCUCGCUAAGAUGAUGUUCUCCCAAUCCCUAUCGCACGACCCCGCUAGCGCGCGCGCCGCCACACAGCGGUUCAUGGCCUUCCUAGAGCUCGAGGCAGAGAGGGGACAACUCUCGCGCACCAUUGAGAAGAAAGUUCUCGAUGUGAUGAUUGCCGCUUUAACCGACACGAUUGGCGAUCACCCAGAACUGCUGCAGGCCCGCGAAGGUCUCGGAGUUAAUUCAGCUAACAGGCUAAUGCGGCAAUUCCUGGAGGCUUCAGCAUCAGAGCCGAGCAUGUCCCGCGCCAUCUUAGCUGCUUACAAGGACGAGCUGCUCAAGGGCCCGCCCCUCCACAAAUUCGCUUUCCCCGAGAGGAACUAAACGGCAACGCCUGCAAUCGUCUUUGGCUCCAGACAAACAUAGCCGCUCAAAUAUAGCCGUUUGAAUUUUACGUUGCCGGUUGAACAGGUUUUUUUUUGCAAAUAUCAAUCAAUCGUUACUGGUUAUUAUUUAUAUGUAUUUAUCUACCACUUUAAACAUCUUCGGAACAUCAAACUUGAUCGUAGCUGCACUCUUUUUAAUUGAUAUCGAAACAAAAAACUCAGAAUUAAGGAAGAUUAAAAACCAUGUUUUAAAUAUUGUAAAUUCCAGUUAAUUUAUUAGUAGGUCGUUACCUAAUAAAUAAAACAUAA